AGAACGACGUCUGCCGGUUCUCCAUAUGCCCGAAAUUCGAAGCAGUUAAGAGCUAAAAGUCCGGAAACGGAAUAUUGGAAGCGACAUUCUGCUUGGAGAAGAAGAUCGCCUGAUUUGCCGCGAUUUCGAUAUUCGAAGCAGCCAAACGCCGAAAAUGCAGAAAGUGACGAUGGUAUGGGACAAUCCGCAAGGGGAAGAAAGUGGGCCAGUUUACCGCGGGCUCAAAAUCCCAGACAGCAAGCAUUGAGUGCCGAAAGUGAAGAUCAAGUAGGAAGUGUAAGCAUGGAUAAAAAAGAAGACGAAGUAGAGGCCCCCGAAGAAGGAAUGAAAUAUGACCAGGAGGAAUUUGAGAAGCGAUUUGACCAGUUCGAUAGACGAUAUGCUCUCUAUUAUAACAAAAUUAAAUAUCAACAAAACAAAAGAAGAAUGAAGAAAAACAGAAGGGAAAUGUCAAACGUCUGGGAAGCAUCUACGAGAUGUGAAGUACCAACGGGACGGAUAGCACCGAGUAACAGGAACUACGACGAAAGGCCCGGACCUUAA
Cooperia oncophora is the source of this 543-nucleotide messenger RNA. Lineage: Eukaryota; Metazoa; Nematoda; Chromadorea; Rhabditida; Trichostrongylidae. The record is from the annotation of a GenBank genome assembly.